Messenger RNA from Cucurbitaria berberidis CBS 394.84, 354 nucleotides. RefSeq names its product HET-domain-containing protein. The annotation marks the transcript as partial. The record is from RefSeq and is a predicted model, not a curated record. The transcript has a single exon. NCBI's taxonomy places the organism in Eukaryota, Fungi, Ascomycota, Dothideomycetes, Pleosporales, Cucurbitariaceae.
CUUCAAGGCAGCAUCGUCGAAGCGAGCCUGGACAAAGUUCCAGAAUACUUUGCCCUCUCGUACACGUGGGGGAAUCCGGAGCUAUGUAAGGAGAUAUCAAUUGAUGGCAAGACGUUGAAGAUUACGCAGAAUUGCGCUGAUGCUCUACGCCGAAUGCUGCGCGGGAAAGCGGAGCGGUUGAUAUGGGUAGACUCGAUAUGCAUAAACCAGGCGGGCGACCCGGCGGCUUUGGAAGAGCGAGGAAAACAGGUUGCGUUGAUGGAUGAAAUUUAUAGGAAGGCGACGCAGGUAAAUGUGCAUUUGGGCGUCGGGGACGCUGCUAGCGAUGUUGCUAUCAUGGCCAUGAGAAGUUUG